This is a messenger RNA of Durusdinium trenchii, 1221 nucleotides long. The record is from the annotation of a GenBank genome assembly. NCBI's taxonomy places the organism in Eukaryota, Dinophyceae, Suessiales, Symbiodiniaceae.
UGUAAUUGAAUGUCUCAACGCACCUCUCGACACGUGCCAUUAGCACGCGCUGCUGCCUGCAUGACUGAGCUCGCUGGGCUGGGAAUGACUGGAGACCCCGAGCGUUCUCGUUCCAGCCGAAGCUCCUUGAUCAUCGCAGUCGUGAUUUUGCUCACCACGCUAAGCCUGUUUGGGGCUUUGCUCUUCGUGCCCGAGUUGUUAGCAUCUGGACUCCUGGCGUAUUCCUUCGGGCUCCGCCAUGCUGUGGAUGUAGACCACAUCGCAGCCAUCGACAACAUCACUCGAAAGCUGACGACUCGCACGAGUCGUCCGCAAACCGUUGGCAUGUUCUUUGCAUUGGGCCACUCCUCAGUGGUCUUCCUCGCAUGUUCUGCCAUCGUCUUGGCGCAACACUACAUCUCUGAUCAUUUGGAGAUCUUCCACAGAUAUGGCAACAUCAUUGGCAUCAGCGUGUCGGGCUUCUUUUUAUUCUUCAUCGGCUUGUUGAACCUCUACACCGCCAGACAGUUGUGGUUGAAUUGGGAAAAUGGCCACAACCACCCGAUGAUGGGAUGCUGCCUCAGAUGUUGUCCGCGGCUUUUUGGGGCGAUCUCGAAGCCCUGGCACAUGUUACUGGUGGGCUUUCUCUUUGGCCUGGGCUUCGACACUUCGACAGAAGUAGGGCUUCUGGGUAUUGUGGCUGUCUCGCACUUGAAAGCGCCGGCAGUCACCAUCUUGUUGCUUCCUUUACUGUUUAUGUCGGGCAUGUGUCUCCUGGACACGCUGAACGGCUUCUUCAUGUCCUGGGUCUACCAGACGUCUCUCGAGGACGACAUGCAGAAGACCUACUUCAACUUCUUCCUGACGUCCACGUCAGGUGUUAUCGCUCUUUCCGUGGGCUCUCUGGAAUUGCUGGGUUUGCCAGCCGCGCUGGGCAUGCCUGGUCUGGGCGAUCAUGGAUUCUGGCAAGGUGUAGAGACUUUGAACAAUCACUUUGAGAUGCUAGGAAUUGCUGCUGUGAGUUUCUUCGCCUUUUCCAUGCUGGUGGCCUGGUGCUGCUAUCGACGGGUCACUGGGUGCCGGUCCACAGAACAUGACCGGGUGCGAAGAGGUCUGGUGCGCUAUGUGGAAAACGGGAACUUGAUUGACCGUUCCGGCGUGUGAGGAAAAAAGACAUGUCUGCAGCUUGCCGUGGGGGCUUCCCUUUUCUUUCAGAUCCGGAAUUCGACCCGCGAAUCUGCA